Molecule: messenger RNA, 1446 nt
Organism: Balaenoptera musculus (blue whale)
Lineage: Eukaryota; Metazoa; Chordata; Mammalia; Artiodactyla; Balaenopteridae
Product: eukaryotic translation initiation factor 2 subunit 3, Y-linked-like
Exons: 9
Biological process (GO): positive regulation of translational fidelity; formation of translation preinitiation complex
Cellular component (GO): cytosol; eukaryotic translation initiation factor 2 complex
Molecular function (GO): translation initiation factor activity; tRNA binding; GTP binding
Source: RefSeq, a predicted model, not a curated record
AUGCCCAUCCCCCUACCAGUGGCAGAGUCUGUGACUCAGCAGGAGAGCUCACCAUCCUGGUGCCUCAGCUGCAAUGCCAGUGACACCAGAAGCAGCAAGGCACCAACAACCUUGGAGGUACAAGUGGUGAUAAUGAGGGUGCUAGGUGAUACCUCUGAUAUUGGAGGAUGGAGGGUGAAAAUUGCCAAGGCAGCUCAGCACCAUUCCCCACCCUCCAGCCCGGCCUCUUUGGACAGUGAUGGGGGUGUACACCUGAGAAGGCUCACCCACCCUUCAAGACCUAGUGAGCCUGCUGGGGUCCUAGGCCUGAGCCCAGCCCCUGCCAUGGCCUCCUCUAGCCACACAGGUCCCGGCAGACCCGAGUUCCGCUCCCCACAAAGCGUCCGCAGGCUUCGUGGUCCCAGUGACUCACACACCACCCCAACAGGGCUUCCUCUGGCAGAGCAGUUCUUAAGCCUGGGCCCCACCCCUGCCAAAGCCUCUGAGGGCCACCUAGUCAACUUAGCUGGUAAUGAAUCCUGUCCUCAACCUCAGACUUCUGAACACCUGGCUGCCAUAGAAAUUAUGAAACUGAAGCAUAUUUUGAUUCUAUAAAAUAAAAUUGAUUUGGUAAAAGAAAGUCAGGCUAAAGAACAGUAUGAACAGAUCCUUGCAUUUGUACAAGGUACGGUAGCAGAAGGAGCUCCUAUUAUUCCAAUUUCUGCUCAGCUGAAAUAUAAUAUUGAAGUUGUCUGUGAGUAUAUCAUUAAUAAAAUUCCAGUACCUCUAAGAGACUUUACUUCAGAGCCCCGACUUAUUGUUAUUAGGUCCUUUGAUGUCAACAAACCUGGCUGUGAAGUUGAUGACCUUAAAGGUGGUGUGGCUGGUGGUAGUAUUUUAAAAGGAGUAUUAAAGGUGGGCCAGGAGAUAGAAGUCAGACCUGGUAUUGUUUCCAAAGAUAGUGAAGGAAAACUCAUGUGCAAACCAAUCUUUUCCAAAAUUGUAUCACUUUUCGCGGAACACAAUGAUCUUCAGUAUGCUGCUCCAGGGGGUCUUAUUGGAGUUGGAACAAAAAUUGACCCCACUCUGUGCCGGGCUGACAGAAUGGUGGGGCAAGUGCUUGGUGUGGUUGGUGCUUUACCUGAGAUCUUCACAGAAUUGGAAAUUUCCUAUUUCCUACUUAGACGACUUCUUGGUGUACGCACAGAAGGAGACAAAAAAGCAGCAAAGGUGCAAAAGCUGUCUAAGAGUGAAGUGCUUAUGGUGAACAUAGGAUCCCUUUCAACAGGAGGAAGAGUUAGUGCAGUAAAGCCUGAUUUGGGUAAAAUAGUUCUCACUAAUCCUGUGUGCACAGAAGUGGGAGAAAAAAUAGCCAUUAGCCGAAGAGUUGAGAAACACUGGCGUUUAAUUGGUUGGGGUCAGAUAAGAAGAGGAGUAACCAUCAAGCCAACAGUAGAUGAUGAUUGA